GAUACCACAAAUGCGACCAGUACGCCUUCGCCUCUGUGUGGAUGCCUGGACUGGCAACAGAAUGCUGCCCCGAGGAGAGGGGGGCAUCGAGAUCCGGCCACAGGAGCAGCAUUUGCAUUCGUGUACCUCGUGGCUGGGUCGUCUGCAAACUUGGCACCGAGCACAAGCCAGGUAUGGCGGAGCCGCAAAAAUCAGUACCCCAUUGCAGCCUGCCCCAUGCAAAUGCGCCGAGUUAGCUCAUCACAUGCACUCUGCGAGCAUGCACUCUUUGAGGGCAGACAGAUAUUGGCUCUCCCUACGUCCUUUUGCCCAUUUACACGAACUCUGCUGGUUGGACGGGCCGCCAGUUUCGAAACGUUCGGCCUCACCAGCUCUCAGCUGGCCCGACUCAUUCGGUUUCACCCGGUUCAUAUUCAUCCGAUUCAAGACCUGAUCCACUCACACUCGAUUAACACGAAUCACCGAAGUCACCCGAUUCGGCAAAUUCUCUCGAUUCAUUCUACUCGCUGA
Messenger RNA from Protopolystoma xenopodis, 510 nucleotides. NCBI's taxonomy places the organism in Eukaryota, Metazoa, Platyhelminthes, Monogenea, Polystomatidea, Polystomatidae. The record is from the annotation of a GenBank genome assembly.